Molecule: messenger RNA, 682 nt
Organism: Gilbertella persicaria
Lineage: Eukaryota; Fungi; Mucoromycota; Mucoromycetes; Mucorales; Choanephoraceae
Exons: 2
Coding region: 51-422 (123 amino acids)
Source: RefSeq, a predicted model, not a curated record
CCAAAAGGUCCCAUUCAUGAGAAUUGUCUUUGAAAACUUUUAAUCAAAUCAUGGUUCUUUCGCUUAAUUAUCAGAAUGAUAACCGUAGGACCUCCCCGCAAGGCGGUUUAACGUUGGAUUUUAGUCACAAUUCAGGCAAUCAAUUACUUUCUUAUCAGUCCUUUAAAGACGCUCUUAAAGCUCAAAAACGACAUAUCUUUGAAGUGUCACAAAAUGUUGAGAAUGGUGGUUUCAAACCUCUCAAAGCCUAUUCAACUUUUGUGGAAGCCAAAGAACGAAACUCCAUUGUAAUCGACUGUGUUCAAUUUUUGGGCAUGGAAUUUAAAGACAAGUCUUUACUCAAAAUAUUGCGCGGACAAUUUCCUAAAUGCCUUGGCCUCAAAUCUAGAGUAAUUGAGACGCUCUCCUUAAAGAAUUUUUAGUGAAUGGAAAGAAAAUUGAACUGAACAAGACCCUUGACCAUUUUGCAAUGGUAACCAACAUUGGUAUUUCUGAAAUUCCUCUUAUGGGAAAAGAAGUAUUGAAGACAGCAUUGAUCAAUACCUUUGAACGCUUUGGCGAUAUUUUGAACAUUGGUGUCUCUAAAUGCGCUGACUCCGAUUGGUUCACUGGUCGCGGUUUUGCUACACUUAAUAGGAAUAAAUCAAAAGAAGUAACAUAUACAGCUGAGCUCGGCCCCUCA